GUGUUGUGUGUGUAGUGUGUGUGUCACUGAUAUGGUAAUACACUAUUCCGUUGCUGUAUUGUACAUAAUAGUUUUCAGAACUCCAGCGGUAAUCAGUGGUGAACAGAAACCGUAGUAACUGGUUGUCGAGACAGUGAGCUCCAGGAUUUUCAUAAACAUACAAGUGAGCACUGUCGCUAAGAAAAAGAGACUUGAUAUUGAAGGAGGAAUCUCUUGCUGGUCGUAGUUUUACACUUCUGUCUCCCGGGAAAGAACAUCCAGAAGAACUAUGGAUGGGAUAACCAAAGCUAACGAACAUGUCAAGCGGCCUAUGAACGCCUUCAUGGUCUGGUCAAGAGGACAGCGCCGUAAGAUGGCCCAGGAGAACCCCAAGAUGCACAAUUCCGAGAUCAGCAAACGUCUCGGAGCCGACUGGAAGUUACUUUCCGAGGAGCAGAAACGACCGUUCAUCGACGAGGCCAAACGGCUAAGAGCCCUCCACAUGAAGGAGCACCCGGACUACAAAUACCGCCCACGACGCAAGCCCAAAAACAUGAUGAAGAAGGACCGGUAUGCCUUUCCAAUCCCUUGUAUACCCACAACAAGUUCCUACGGACCAGUUACAACAUCAGCUAGUGAUAUAACAGCCGAGAAGAUGAGACAGUACCUACCAUCCGCCAUGUCCGCCCACCCCUACUCAAUCCUCGAUCACCACAGCUCCAAACUCGACUCUUCACCGGCUAUGCGAGCCGCUGAGAUGGCCGCUGCAGCCGGGGCGCUAUACCCCUCGCACCUGUCGCCGUACCUGUACCCACCAACACUACCAGGGAGUGCGUUCGGAAAGAUCCCUCCAGGCGCAACCAGUCCAAUCCCUCCACAUGCUCACAGUGUACACAACCAAUCUCAGUACAUGAUGCCAUACGGAUGGCCAGGGAGUCCUGAUAUCCAACGACCGGUUGCGUACAUCUUAGUCAAACCGGACAUGGAGCCCCAUUACGGGGUGCCCCAUCCAGCGAUUCGACCCACCGUACCCGUACCAACAAGACCCACCGCUGCAAUAUAAGACGAACUGCUGUCUUAAACAAAACUCUGUACAGCCUUUUAAAACUAAGACUUCUACGAUGGCUUUCUGCUGAACUAAAGACAGUACGAAAUGACGAGCUAGCUUCAUUGCUAGUGAUGUACUAUUAAUAAACACAGUACCUUUCAUGAGUUUAUUUCUCUGCGAACAAAGUUUGACAAGGGGAGAACAAAUUGUGUUUGUAUAUAAUCUCUAACUAGAUUGAAUCCCCUAUGUAUAUUAUACUUUUUUCGGCAGGUGUUUAAAAUAAACUGUUUUAACACAGGGCUACUUUGGCUCUUUGCAAAAUUCCUCAUUCAUGUUAUUGUGAUUGUAAAAGGUUUUAGCACAAAAUAAUACUACACAGUGUUUAAAUUAGAGUGUGAUGAUUUUGACAAUGAUAAAGCAACUAUAACUUUUGUACAAUUAUUAUUUUCAAAUCCUAUACUUGGGAAAAACAGGAUGUUAUCUGAUUGAAAUUUAAUCCACUGUUUAUUUGUUUUGUAUGCAAUUUAUUUCCAUGUUUAUUUUACAAGUUAGCCUGUCAUAGCACAAACAGUGUGUAAGAUGCUCGAAAGAACUCAUUUGUUUCAUUUAAUACUUUGCUCUGAAAUACCAAUACAUUAAAAAAAUUGCAUACAAAACUAAAACUGGUUUAGAUGAACACGAAACUUGUUAAAAACAAACAAUUAUUUGUCUCAAAUGAGCAAUAUUAGCAAGUUUUAAGAUGUAUAUUUUUAACCAGGGUGGAAGUAUUCUCCUUUCUGGACUAAACAUUUUUCUCUACCUGGUAGAGGGUAAAAACAAAGUACUAAAUUACUCGAAAAUUAUUCAGUUCUACUUUCUGUUUGUGGAAUUUAAAUUAUGCAGUGUUUGAGCUAGCACAGUUGGGUUGUGUCCAAAAGAAUGUUUACUAAGUUUUGUAACAAAUUCAAAAUUGUUCUUGGAUGAGGAAAGUCAACUUUGAUCUGGAAACAUGGGAACAAAUUUAAUCUACCAAUAACAUUUUCAACAAUUUGAUGUUGGUUCUGUAUUGUGGAAAGAAGAUUUGAAAAGGGCAAAGACGCAUAAUUUUGUUAUAAGAUUUUAUAAAAUGUUGGUGAAUUUCUUUAUUUUGAAUGCAGUUUGUUAAACCAGGCCUGGUCACAUACAUUUUACUUGCAUAAUGAUACUUCUUGAUAAAUUCAUGACAUGUUUGAACAGUUCUAAUUCACAAACCCCUUUUGGGGAGCUGUCGUUUUGCUGACACAACAAAUAUAUUGAAAUCUCUUGAUGUUUAAGUUUGGAAAUUUAACAAAGUUGGACCUGUUGUAAUUAAAGGUCAUUUUAAAGACUGUUUAAAGACUUCCUCGGUAUUUCUGAGGUCAUUUAAAUUCGUUAAACACUCCUACCUUCACUCACCAAAUGGACUGCUCAAAAUAUUACUAUUCUGAGCUAAAUUUACUCAUUUAUAUAUCUUAUUCUGUUUUUAUAUAGCAUUUCUUGUAUAAGUUCACACAGACAAUCUCAGAAUUUUGAAACAGAACUAAGAUUCUUCUUGGCAUAUAGAGAACCUUCGCUCUAUUUAACCCUACAAUUUCAAAUUCUCUAGAAACUUAUUUAGUUGUUUGUGGUUUGACAUGUUUAACUUUUGUUGGACAAGCUUACAGGUGUGUACUGUUUACACUUAAAAGUGACAAUUCUUAUUAGAAAUAAGGUAACCAAAUACGCAAUAUCAGUAAGAGAUUUGUUUUUCUUGAAUUUAAAUUUUUGUUUCAGUUAUUAUUUUUUGACAGAGUUUUUUCUUUCCAGUUGUGAAAUUUGGUGGCCCAAAAACACUCUUUAAAAAUUCAUAGUUUGUGGUGUGGGACUAGUUUUGGUGUAUAAUGUUAUCUAGCUUUAUUUUUACAGUCCAAAAUGUUACCAAGUAAACACAUGUUUUUUGAAGUUCAACAACAAAACCAACUUCUCAUUUCAUUCUUUUUGGAAGAAGGGUCCUGUUUAGAAUUGACUGUUUGGUGUUUACUAUCUGUAAUUAAUGUACAUUUUUUGUUACCAAUGUUGAAAAUGUUAAAACUGCCUGUGCAGUGGUUAACGAUUUAUGAGAAAUAUAACACGAAAGAAGCUAAA
This is a messenger RNA of Asterias rubens (European starfish), 3148 nucleotides long. Its product is annotated as transcription factor Sox-14-like. The transcript has a single exon. Gene Ontology annotation, biological process: anatomical structure morphogenesis; regulation of DNA-templated transcription; cell differentiation. The coding region runs from base 269 to 1042 and encodes 257 amino acids. NCBI's taxonomy places the organism in Eukaryota, Metazoa, Echinodermata, Asteroidea, Forcipulatida, Asteriidae. Gene Ontology annotation, molecular function: RNA polymerase II cis-regulatory region sequence-specific DNA binding; DNA-binding transcription factor activity, RNA polymerase II-specific. The record is from RefSeq and is a predicted model, not a curated record.